This is a messenger RNA of Pieris macdunnoughi, 453 nucleotides long. Lineage: Eukaryota; Metazoa; Arthropoda; Insecta; Lepidoptera; Pieridae. The record is from the annotation of a GenBank genome assembly.
AUGUACAAAUCUACAACAGUUCCUUUCUUUUCAGACCACAAUGGCGAGCCUCCGAAGCUGAAAUGCAACCUACGCAAACACAAGCCGAAUCGCAAACCACGCACGCCGUUCACUGCGCAGCAACUACGCGCGUUAGAAAGCAAAUUCGUCGACAAACAGUACUUGAGCAUCGCUGAAAGGGCUGAAUUCUCUUCGUCACUUGGACUAUCUGAGACUCAGGUAAAAAUCUGGUUUCAAAAUCGGCGAGCAAAGGCGAAACGCGUGCAGGAGGCGGAAAUCGAGAAACUCAAGAUGGCACAGUUCUCCCGACACCCACACCACAUGUACCCUCAUCCGCUACAGCAGUACUUUCCCCACCAUUUAAUGGGGCGGCCGUUGCCCCACAUGAUGACCCAUUUGUCGAUGCCACCCCAGGGAUCACCAUCACCGAGCACGCAGACAAGUCAACAGUGA